Larimichthys crocea (large yellow croaker) is the source of this 4617-nucleotide messenger RNA. RefSeq names its product kinesin family member 4 (gene kif4). NCBI's taxonomy places the organism in Eukaryota, Metazoa, Chordata, Actinopteri, Sciaenidae. The record is from RefSeq and is a predicted model, not a curated record. The transcript has 31 exons. Gene Ontology annotation, cellular component: microtubule associated complex. Gene Ontology annotation, molecular function: microtubule binding; ATP binding; microtubule motor activity. Bases 255 to 4010 code for a protein of 1251 amino acids. Gene Ontology annotation, biological process: spindle elongation; microtubule-based movement; mitotic spindle organization.
UAGAAGAAGCGUCAGGAGGCGGGGCCUGUCCGUUUGAAAGUGGCGGGCAGUCCCGACACUCAGCGGCCUGACGGCGGAGCAGCGGCUCGGUUAAACUUCAUCCACUUCCCCGCAACAAGUAUCAGAACAUUUAUCAAGUAGUGUGUCACAGUCGUGUUGUUUAUCCUCAACCUGGACCGCUGGAUGCAGUUUGUUCGUGACAUUUUAAACGUUGUUACCGGAGGAAACGUGAGAAGGUAUAGGAGUCUUGCAUCAUGACGAACGAGGACGCUAAGGUGAUCCCGGUGCGGGUUGCCUUGCGGUGUCGCCCGUUGGUACCUAAAGAAAUCAAUGAGGGAUGUCAGUGCUGUCUCACCUUUGUGCCUGGGGAGCCACAGGUGAUCGUUGGCACAGAGAAGGCGUUCACCUAUGAUUAUGUAUUCGAUCCGACUGCUGAGCAAGAAGAAGUGUUCAAUACGGCCGUGUCCUCCUUGUUGAAUGGGCUUUUCAAAGGUUACCAUGCCACAGUUCUUGCAUACGGACAGACGGGAUCAGGGAAGACCUUCUCCAUGGGAGGAACGUACACAUCCGCUCAGGAAAACGACCCUUCAGUCGGAGUUAUCCCACGAGUUAUUCAACGGAUCUUUAAGGAGCGAGAGAGCAGGACGGACUGUGAAUUCUCUCUGGCAGUAUCCUACCUGGAGAUCUAUAAUGAAGAUAUAUUGGACUUGCUGUGCGCGUCUAAAGAUAAACCCUCCCUCAGCAUUCGGGAAGACCCUAAAGAGGGAAUUAAGAUUGUGGGUUUAACUGAGAAGCAGGUAUUCUCCGCCUAUGAGAUGGUGGGUUGUCUGGAGCUCGGAAAUUCAGCUCGGACUGUCGGUUCCACGGCAAUGAACGCCGCUUCUUCACGCUCACAUGCCAUCUUCACCAUCACUCUGGAGCAACGCAGAGGGACAGACAAAGUCGAUUCGGUUGUUUCAAAAUUACACCUUGUGGAUCUGGCUGGCUCAGAGAGGCAAAAGAAAACCAAAGCGGAGGGAGAUCGUUUAAAGGAAGGCAUCAGCAUCAAUCGUGGUCUUUUGUCUUUGGGUAAUGUGAUCAGUGCCUUGGGGGAUGAAAGCAAGAAAAAUGCCUUUGUUCCUUACAGAGACUCCAAACUCACCCGUCUGCUUCAAGAUUCUUUGGGAGGCAACAGCCACACUUUGAUGAUCGCGUGCAUCAGUCCUGCAGACUCAAACAUGGAGGAGACCAUCAACACCCUGCGAUACGCUGACAGAGCGCGCAAGAUUAAAAACAAACCUGUCGUCAACGUUGACCCCAGAGCUGCAGAAAUGAGCCGCCUGAAACAACAGGUCCAGGAGCUGCAGGUGAUGCUACUUCAUGCCCGUGGAGGAGUGGCUCCCGUUCUCUCUGGGCCAGAGUCUGCAGAGAAUGUGACUAAGCUGCUGGAAAGGAUCCGCAGCCUGCAGGACGAGAACAAUAAACUAAGCAGGGAGCUGAGCGAGGCGGCCGGACAAACUGCCUUUAUGUUUGAGAAAAUCAUUAUGACCGAACAAGCAAACGAGAAACUGCAAAGCAAACUGGAACAACUGCGGCACCACGCGGCAUGUACUGUUGAUCUUGAGAAGAUCUUGGAGACACUGGAGGACCAGGAGUUAAAGGAGAACGUCGAGGUGAUGAAGAACCUGCAAGACGUCAUCUUGGAGCUCAAGAAUGAGAGCGCAGGCAUCGCCGCCUCCAUCGAGGCUAUGGCUGCAGGAGAUGACGGACCAGAGACGUCUGGGAACGGCAGCACUAACGCAGCAGAUGACUCGCCAUCUGAUGUUACUGGCCUCGCCGGUAAGGAGUCCCCGGAGGCUUUUACAGCCCAUCAUGCACUGCGGCAGGCCCAGCUCUCCAAGGAACUGAUCGAGCUGAACAAAGUGUUGAGCUUGAAGGAAGCGUUUGUGAGGAAAAUGUGCCAGAACGACACCCAGUUAGAGCCGAUGCAGUCGGAGGACAAGAAAAACUUUCAAACUCUUCAGUCGGCGGUGGAUUCACUGCAGAAAGAGAAGGAGGACCUGGUUUUGGCACUUCAGUCUGCAAAGAAGGACACCAACCAGGCUAAGCUUAGCGAGCAGCGGAGGAAGAGACUGCAGGAGCUCGAGGGCCAGCUCGUCGACAUGAAGAAGAAGCUUCUCGAGCAGUCCAAACUGCUGAAACUCAAAGAGUCCUCUGUGCAGAAAGUCAGCAAGCUCAUGCAGGAGAUACAGGCUAUGAAGACCCAGCGUACGCAGCUGAUGAGGCAGAUGAGGGAGGACUCUGACAAAUUCAGACAGUGGAAGAGCAAGAAGGACCGAGAGGUGCUGCAGCUCAAGGAGAAGGAUCGAAAACGUCAGUACGAGUUGCUUAAACUCGAGAGGGAUUUCCAGAAACAGGCCAGCGUUCUGCGCCGUAAAACCGAGGAGGCUGCAGCUGCAAACAAGCGGCUGAAAGAUGCUCUCCAGAAGAGAAGUGAGGUCGCAGAGAAACGCAAAGAUGCCCAAAAGAAAGGGAUGGACGGGGCUGCAGCGAGAAUGAAGACAUGGUUUCUCAAUGAAGUGGAGGUUAUGGUCAGCACAGAGGAGGCCCGACGCCACCUCAACGAUCUGCUGGAGGACAGAAAGGUCUUGGCUCAGGAGAUCAACCACCUCAAACAGCAGAUGGAGGCAGGGGAGCGACCCGCUGCCAAAAUCAGGCGUCGGACACUGAUCAUCUCUGAGCUGGAGACUCAGGGGGCGCUCGAAACACCUCUGACCAAACAGGUGGAGAACCUGGAAACAGAGAUGGGCCUCAGGAACGCUCAGAUCGCUGACCUUCAGCAGAAAGUUCUCGUCGCAGACGGCGAGAGCCGCCUGAAACAGCGCGUAGACGGCAUCACAAGCAUCGUCGAAGCCAAGUACGGCCUCAAAGUCCUGAUGUCCGAGCUGGUGUCGGCCAAAACAGCCAGUGCCAAGCUGGAGAGCGAACUGAACCAGGAGAAGGUGAACUCACAAGAUUUAAGGAAGAUGCUGGUCGACGAGAGAAACGUGAUGUUGACGAUGGACAUGGAGCACCAGCAGCAGAUGGUGGAACUCGAGCAGACGCAUCAAGAGAAGGUCCUUUACCUCCUUAACCAGCUGCAGAGCAAACCUAUCUGCAGCGAGUCGGACGAAACAAAGCAGAAAGAUGAGGAGAGUUUGAAGGAGAAGGAGCUUCUCCAGCGCCUCAAAGUCCAGGAAGAAGAGAUCGAAAAGCUGCGAGAGUUAAGCGAGCAGAACCAGAAACUGGUGGAGCAGAACGAGCAGUACAGACAGAAACUCUCACUGCUUCACCUGGCGAGUGGAAAGAAAGUCCUCGUGCCGACGACAAACAAUGAAAACAGCCUAGAAGACUCGUUUGAGUACAUUCCUCCAAAGCCGAAAACAAAGCGCUUCACCACGGCCAAAGCAUCCCAGAGCACGGCCAUCAAAGUGGAAGAGCUGAUCUCUCCGAGCGAGGACGAGAAUGACGAGGAAGAGGAGGAGUGGUGUCCAGAGAAAGCCGAGAAGGGACGAAGAAUCUCAAAGAAAACGAAAGCAACUGGGUGUGCGUGUAAAGGUCGCUGCGUCAACAAGCAGUGCAGGUGCCGCAAAGGGAAGAUGACCUGUGGGGAGAACUGCCAGUGUGAUCACGGGAAAUGUCGAAAUAUGGACAAGCAGGUGCCUGCAGAGGACGUGAGUCAGACAGACAGUCUUUCUACAGACUCCGGGUCUCUUCAAGAGCAGACGUCUGUCAGCCCCGACAACUCCACCUUCUUCAAGCCGCCGUCUUGUACACCAACCAAGAAGGUUCUCAAAGAAAUCGGAGACAUGGGACACGCCUCUGCAGACCUGAAGCUGGUCAGGAAACCUCUUUUGCCCGAGGAAGAGGAGGAGGAGGACGACUUUGAGGACAGAACAACAGUGAGCUUCCUCAAGAAGAAGAAAAGACUCCUGACGAGUUUUCAGAACAGUUUCUUCUCCGGAUGCACUCCCAUCAGAGAGGAGUCUUAGUCAGGACAGAGCAGGAGAGGGCUUUUAUACGUUAGGUGUCCAUGUCUUUUUUGUCUUUAUAUAUGUGACUAACUGAUUGUUGUGUACUGUAACUUGAACGUAGCUGUCGAUUCUUUGUUUUCUGUAGAGGGGUAACAAAAGGACUGUGAAUAGAAACGUUUACUGGAAGUCGCAACGAGACGAUCAGGAAGCCUGUACAUAGUAUUGUAGUUUAUCGUAGCACUAAUACGUCGAAUCAGUCGUCCACAGAUCUCCCAGUCACGCCGUUUAUAUCACAACAUCGUUCGGUUUUUAACUCUGCUUUUACUUUCACAGCUGAAUAAAGUCUUACACCCGAAUCUUGUUUUUAAAAGAUUGACAAACAGUUUUUUGUUUUGUCGUCUGAACGUUUCGCGUCAUCAGUCGAAGGGAAUUAAUUUAUUUCGUUCAUUAGUCCGUUAAGUUGUACUCACUUCCGUCGCUGUUCGUUUAGCUGUUGAUCCCUGGAGUUGAAUUAAAAAUGAAGCAUUGCAUUGAUUUUAAGAUGACUGUACUGUAGCACAUAUUUCUUUCUCGCAAAUGCUCAACAGAACAAAAUAAACCAUCAGAUAGUCGUGGUGUUUUAAUA